Messenger RNA from Rotaria socialis, 741 nucleotides. The record is from the annotation of a GenBank genome assembly. NCBI's taxonomy places the organism in Eukaryota, Metazoa, Rotifera, Eurotatoria, Philodinida, Philodinidae.
AUGAAGCUUCGUUCACAUGAAAUUCUAUCAAAUCCAAUUCUAAAUUCAAAAUCAAUACCAACCAAACCAUCAUCACGUUUUAAAAAAUUAUUUCAAGGAAAAAGUUUCUUUAAAAAAAAACCUCAAUCAUCAUCAACACGAACACAUGAGUCUGGUCUUCUUCAUGGAAUUCCUGAUUAUGUUCGAAAAAGUAUUCUUCGUUAUUUGCUCGAGUCACCUCCUCCUCCACCUUCUUCUUCUUCUCCAUUAAUUAUUCAGCAAAAUUCGCCGUCACGAAAUGUUCGACCACCAUUAAUGGGUAUUCAGGCAUUGAAAAAUAAAAAACAACAUACUCGUCAUCAGACAAAACGUCCAUUACGAACAAGACCUCAAACUGUUCCUGAUAAUAGAAAAUCGUUAGAGGAUUAUCAGGCACAGAAUAAUUAUGACAUGACCAUUUUAAAUGCGAAUGUCGACGAUGACAAUGAUGAUAAUUCAAUGUUUGCCACUAAAACAAGUACACAUCAGAAAAAACCAAUACCACAAUGGGCAAGAAAACAUGAAUUACAAAUAGCGAUGUGUAAUCAAAUUUAUUUUCAUCGUAAUCCAAGUGAAAUAUUCGGUAAUACAAUCGAUUGCUCACCAGCGAAUUUACGUACAAUACUUCAUUCGAUGUUGCCUAAUGUACAAUUAAUAGAUGAUGAUCAUCAACAACAAUCUAUAUCAAUACCUAUUAAUAGUAAUAAAUCAAUAUUGGUCUGA